This is a messenger RNA of Haliotis rufescens (red abalone), 5412 nucleotides long. RefSeq names its product proton-coupled folate transporter-like. The record is from RefSeq and is a predicted model, not a curated record. The coding region runs from base 4114 to 5094 and encodes 326 amino acids. Gene Ontology annotation, molecular function: transmembrane transporter activity. Gene Ontology annotation, cellular component: membrane. The transcript has 6 exons. NCBI's taxonomy places the organism in Eukaryota, Metazoa, Mollusca, Gastropoda, Lepetellida, Haliotidae. Gene Ontology annotation, biological process: transmembrane transport.
GCAAUGGGAUCGGGUGGUCAGGUUCGCUGACUUGGUUGAUGCAUGUCAUCGUAUUCCAAAAGUGUGGAUCGAUACUCACGAUGUCACUCACUUGAUUGUCUGGUAUUGAUAAGAUGACAUUUCUAUUUUCAACUGGGUUUUUUUCAAAACCAUUUGCUUUGUACCAUAGCCACUACAAUCUUUUAAAGCUGUUUUACUUACUUCCAAAUGGUUAACUCACUUCAUUUACCCUCUUAUAUGAAAUACAUGGUUAUAUAUGUUUGUAUGCUUUUUCAAAGAAUUUCUAAAUAAUAUCCCAUUAAGUUGUUGUUACCAUUACUUGUUUGAGCAAACCAACAUGAGCAAACCAAUCUUCUCACUGCAUAUAAUUCAGAGGUGCUUACAAAUCAUUACUGUGUGGUGUUCGAAAAGGGGUCUAAACUUCCCCAGUCAUAAUCUGUUGAAAUGAUUAUAACCAGACAUAAAUAUUCCUCAAAUACAGAGCUAACUGCAUGUGACCACAAAAUAGAAAUUGUACGCGCGUUUAAAGUUUGUUGGUGUUUAUUUCGGCCAGAGACUAACAAGAGGUUCUCACAUAUCUCAUGUGGUGAAGAGACUAACAAGAGGUUCUCACAUAUCUCAUGUGGUGAACAAAUGCAGUAAGGUUAUACGAAGGCUGGUCAAAAAGUUCUAAGCCUGACUAACUUUCAACUAUGGGCCAUAAGAAAGUGAAGUACUCAACGUAGAACAUUGUUUGAGUUCUUCAUUGCAAGUGUAUUUGGUCUGUUGAGGCCUCGUGUACAUAAGUGACAGCCAGUUGAAUGUGAUAGGGGUCCAAAUGUUUAAGGCUGGGGGAACAAACCUUGAUAAUGACCCUAGGUCUGGACGUCCCUCAACUUCCAUCAAUGAAGAUUCAAUCAAGGAGGUAGAAAAGUCUUCACGAUCGGUGAAGAAAGUUAUGGCCACUGUAUUCUGGGGUGAAAAGUGUGUGAUCCUUGUUUAUUACUUAGAAAGUCAGAAGAGGAUCACCGGUGCCUACUAUGCUGAUUUGCUUCAUCGUUUGAGUACAUUUAGGAGCCAAGAACCAACGAGAUCCAUGAACAAGCGUAUCGCACAUGGCAUCGAGCAUGGUAUGUCAACUUGACUUUCUAGUCGGCGGUAAAUUAAUAAUUUCCUCAUUUUCAAACUAUGGCAAAACUUAUACUUGUAAUUGUUUUCAUGAAGUAUGAAAAAACACGGAUAUUAAGAAAAGAGUAAAACAUAUGCUUUUACUAAUUUAAAUGUAUUAUUUUACAGGAUUGAUCAAGGCUCUUCAUGAAGUGGACCUCGGUUCACAAGAACAACAUCAUCAAAAGGAGAGACUUCUCUUUCGAUGAAUUUGAUGUAUAUGAUGUCUCAAUUGUCAAACUUGCUUUUAGCCCUGUCAUUGGAAUAAAAGUGGGUAAAUUCACAGACAGCUUCCACUACUUGUGAACUUGGUGGGUACAGUACCUGCUCCUUUUUAAUACUUGGUGUGUACUACUGAAGCUCCAAACCAUCAUUUUAAGAAGAUGGUUAUUUUGGUCACUGCUACUUUGUAUAUUGCAUUCUAUAUGUAUUCUGCAUACUCGUACUUGAAUGUAUAUACAAAAUAUAUAUCUAAAUUCCCAAGUCUUCAUCAAUCAUUGCCAUAAAAACAUUUUAUUCGUUUAUCUCUAAGUACAUUGUAUGACCAUUAUAGAUAUUGGACAGCAAGAAUCUGAAAAGAAAGUCAAAAUAGAACAUUUACUCUUAGCAGAGGACUGCAGGUAUAAUGAUCUUAAUUUCCUCAGUAAAAAUAGCUGAUUUCUAACCAGUCAAGGGAGAUUUUAUCAUAGUGCAAUCACCUUACACUUUCUAAUUUAUCAGGUUACUUUUUUAAAAUUAAUCUUAUAAAUGGAAAAUCCAAUUUUAGAUCAAGAAAUAUGUUGAACCUGCUGCGUUUUGAAGUAUUUCUAGAAUUCCUAGAACUAAAGUGUUGUGUUUCUUCUUUUGGGCUUGAUGGUUAUUUACUUUGCAAACUGGUUGUUGCUUGUCAAGGUGGAAUAUUUAAAUGUAAAAUAUAUUCAUUUCAGUAUCAUGAUUUCCAAUGAAACAUAAUCAUGACUGAUUACUUUGGAGAUGAUUGUAUCAAGAAAUGAAUGUUAAGAAAGUAAUCAUAUUUGACAAUUUUAUUUGUAUCAUGACAACGUUCGCAUUGACACACAUGCAAAUAGUUUCAAUAUUUAUAAAUAGUUUCAAAGGGAAUGUUGUGGAAAAAGCACUCAUAGCCGCUGAAUGGCCUGGAACAGUUCUUUUUCUCCUUGAAUACCUUAAUGUCUUAGAAGCUGUUGUUCCUGCAAAUCUUUUGGCUAAAGCACAUACAUUUUUGUGAUAUUAUUAUGAUUUCCUUUCUACUAACUGGUUACUAGACCUACAAAGAAAUAGGGGAAAAUAUUAUUUUUAAAGAAACAUGGUCUGCAGUCCCUAUCACAACAAGUACUAUCAAGUUGAAAGUGGGACACUGCCCUGUCAAGCAGAUCACACUCUUGUCCUUUAUUUGACCAGUUUUGCAACCCACAUGUAGAUUUCAAUUAAGGAAAUUUAAGUCUUCAGAAAUGUUCAAGUCUAGAUUGUCUUACGUGAUCAUCGAGUUGUUUACAGUAUCACAAGCCGGGGGCAAUUUCCGACAUCAUUUGUGGUUACCAUACUCAACAAUGAUAACUAUUGUUUUAUAUCUGUUUUCUGAGAAGGAUAGCAAGUCGUAUGCAAUAGCUACAAAGGUAUUUCUUGGAAUGGCAAGUCAAGUGGUUCCUUCACUUCCUUUGGGGUGUGGUGUGUGAGGGAGAAGCGGUGGUGGUGGCGGCGGCAAGACGGAUAUAACACAUUCCUCUCAUAACGUUAAUAUUUUCCCACAUUUGUGAAUAUGUAUGUAGAGUGAAUAUAACAAUAAAAAAGACUUUUGAGGGAGUAUAAUGUUAGCUUAUUAAUGACAGGCCCAACUAGUACUGAUUUUGCUUUUCAUUGUCUGUUAAAUGCAAGUUUUAUUCAAAUAUAAUACUCUAAGCCACGUGAAUAUUCUCAUAUUAAGUGUCCAUAUAAAGUACCCUUAAACCACCCUAUUUGUGUUAUAUAUGACUUAUUAUUUGAAACAUAAAAUAAACCCUUUGAAUUAAUUACUACCUUAUGUGGCACGUUGUGGUGUUAUGUAUACAUACCAUAUAUGUGAAGUCGUUGGGAAAUAACUACUUCACCGUUGACAAAACCUGAUGGUUAGCACAAUUACAAUUAAAUAUCUUGCUUCCAAUUAAACGACCUAAUGUAUGUUGUGACGAUAAACGGCAAAUUUUCUCCUGUUUUUGCCCACAGCUUUGUCUAAUGUCAUUGGCCUAUAUAUGACUACUUUUAUGUGGCAAUGCGGAUCUGUCCAAGAAUGCAUCAAUCACAGAUUUGUUUUCAUGGAAAUAACUCAUUUGAUUGAGUUCUUUCCAUCCACAUUUUUUUUAUGUAAAUGUGGAUGUAAACGAAUUAUGUAAUUUUAAAUAUUUUCAGGAGCGUGCAUUUUAAGUUGUUAUAACUUUUACCCAAUCCUUUUCACUUUCUGUGAAUAAAAUAUGUUUAAAUCACAAAGAAAUCUCAUAUUUUUCAGAUUUUUGUCCGAAAUAUGGCUGUUAUUAGAUGUGGCCGACGGCAGUUCGAUUUGAACCUCAUAACAGUUGAACCAGUUUUGUUUUUUUACACGUUGGGAUUUUUUCUGAGAAACCCAACCUUCCAGGCCUUUGCGUACAACAAGAUCUGCAUUGACAGCUACAACGAGACUUUCUGUACCAGUUUGCAGAACAAGACAUUCCAAGAGGACUACAAAACAGAAGAGGAUUAUGUCCAGUCUCAAACGUCCUACUGGAUUUUGAAGAAAAAUGUCGUGGAACUUCUUCCAUCAUGUUUGAUUGUCCUGUUUAUCCUCGGAUCCUUGGGUGACAAAGUGGGUCGGAAACUACCAGUGAUUUUACCCAGUUUGGGAGCAACAUUGUCUUCCAUUGUCUACUUGAUUCUGUCAAUUUACCCUUCGAGUAAAAUGGAGUACUUCUUUAUUGCUGCUGCAGUAAAUGGCUUUUCGGGGGUUACACGACCCUGCUUAUGUCUGUGUACAGCUACGUGACGCACAUUGCUGACCCCACCAAUAGAACUGUGCGGGUAGGGAUCCUGGAAUCGAUUAUCUUCUUUGCUGGAACAGUUGGCGUCUUCGUAUCGGGAGUCAUGCUCGACAAUACAAGCUUCGUAUUCGUCUUCGCGUUCAUCAGUGGAAGCUCCUUCUUGGGAAUGUUAUAUGCCAUCAUACGUCUAGAGAACAUCAGUUCCAACACAAGACCCGAGGGUGAAAGUAUGUGCGCCUACUGGUGUCUGUCCUCCUUUAAGGAGUCUGGUCGUUGUGUAAUGAAGAAACGGCAAGAGAAGAGAAAACUCCAUAUCUUCUUACUUCUCAUCAUCUUUAUCUUGUAUGUUAUCGCAACAGUGUGUGAAGUUGACGUCCUUCUCCUGUACACAAGGCGAGCACCUCUCAGCUGGUCACAGACAAUGUUUGGUUACUAUAAGGGUCUGGAGUACUUCACUCGCAGUCUUACCCUCGUCACAGUUAUGCCUCUGUGCAGGAAGAUGAGAGACACCACUUUAGGACUAUGGGGCUUGGCGUCCAAGAUCAUCGGCCUGGUGGUCAUGGGAUUCAGUACACAGACAUGGUUGUUGUUUCUAGUUGUGAUAUUUGCCAUGUUUCAAGGCUUUCCAGCAGCUGUUGCUCGGUCACUCAUGUCCAGUAUGGUCAGCCAGGCUGAACAAGGACGCCUGUUUGGAGUGGUUGCUGCCGUGGAUAGCACUGGAGCCUUGUUGUCAUCACUCAUCUUCAAUGGACUUUACCCAGCAUCCCUUGCUUUCUUCCCAGGGUUCAGCUUCAUUUUGGCUGCUGGUCUGUGUGUCAUCGCCGCAGCCAUCAUGCUGUGGCUACAUGUGGAUCUGAGAGAAAAGGCAUUGGAUGAUACAACAACUGCAAAACCCAGGAGAGGAGACACAGAUAACGUUAGCACAGGGGACAGUAAGGCGGAGACUGUGAUGACUCACAUGUAAACAAAAUCCUGAUUAUGCCACAAGCAGCUCAAGGGAUGUCAGAUCUUUACCUUAAUAAUUCAAAUAGUUCAAAUUAAGCGACGCACACCGGCCAUAAUGACACCACGCUCUGUGGAUCAUUGUUCGUGUGCUGUUACGUCACAGUAUUUGGUGACGUCACUGGCCAUCAUUGUUGACGUUAUGUUGUCACUGUUGACCUACGAGACAGUUUUCAAAAAAUGGAGAAAAAUGUCUUCAUUACUUACUUCAUUGUCUUCAUUAUUUCAAGAGCUUAGAUGGUAAAAGGAUUAUCACAUUAAUGAUUGUCUCCUGCAGACU